AUGCAGAGAUCUAGUACGUUCAAACAACGAUGGAGUUGUCAGAAUCCUGAGUCUGCAAUGGCCAUGCGUUCGACUUUGAUUGAGCGACAAGAAGCCGGAUCUCCAUUGCUGAUGAUGUAUGCAGAAAAGGAUGGUUAUCGCAGUAAUGUCUUUAGCGAGGAGAGGAUCGAUCUUCCACCACUAGAAUCAUUGAAAGGUAGCCUUUUAAAGAUUGAGCGAGUAGGAGAGGAUAAAGUCAGGGAUAUAUUAAUCAGCGAUUUAUCGCGUGGGGCUCCUCAUACUGCCGAGGAUCUGAGAGGCCGUUUGUGGGUAGGCGACAAGAAGGAAGACUACGUUGUUGUGUGGCAUUUUGAAAUGAACGGAAUACUAAUCAUAUAA
This is a messenger RNA of Arabidopsis thaliana (thale cress), 378 nucleotides long. RefSeq names its product F-box family protein. Bases 1 to 378 code for a protein of 125 amino acids. NCBI's taxonomy places the organism in Eukaryota, Viridiplantae, Streptophyta, Magnoliopsida, Brassicales, Brassicaceae. The transcript is spliced from 2 exons. The record is from RefSeq and is marked reviewed.